CCCUGAUGCCCGGCGCCCUGGACGCCAUGAAGCAGCUGUGUUUGUGCGCAGCCACCUCCCUUGCGCUGCGGCUCAGCCCUGCCGACCUCAGCUCCUGCCCGCCCUGCGGCCCUUGCCCCACCCUGAAGCCGGCAGCCAGAGGCAGGCGCCAGGGCCAAGACUGGGGCAAAAGCGACAAGCGGCUGCUGCAGGCUGUGGAGAGCGACGACUCGGCCCGGGUCGCCAUGCUCAUCUCCCGAAAGGGCCUGGUGCCCACCAAGCUGGACCCCGACGGCAAGUCCGCGUUCCAUCUGGCAGCCAUGCGGGGUGCGGCCAGCUCUCUGGAGGUGAUGCUGGCACAGGGCGCCAAUGUCAUGAGCACAGACGGGGCAGGUUACAACGCUCUCCACCUAGCUGCCAAGUAUGGGCACCCACAGUGUUUGAAGCAACUGCUACAGGCCUCCUGCGUGGUGGAUGUGGAGGACAGCAGCGGGUGGACAGCUCUGCACCAUGCAGCGGCUGGUGGCUGUCUCUCCUGCUCUGAGCUGCUGUGCUCCUUCAAGGCGCACCUUAACCCCCGAGAUCGGUCUGGUGCAACGCCCCUCAUCCUAGCAGCUCAGAUGUGUCACACAGAUCUGUGCCGCCUCCUCCUACAGCAGGGGGCUCCUGCUAAUGACCAGGACCUGCAGGGCAGGACAGCCCUGAUGCUGGCCUGUGAGGGGUCCAGCCCCGAAACAGUGGAGGUGCUACUGCAGGGCGGGGCCCAGCCAAGAAUCGCGGAUGCGCUGGGCCAGGAUGCGGCUCACUACGGAGCCCUGGCAGGGGACAAACUCAUCCUGCACCUCCUGCAGGAGGCCGCCCGGCGCCCCUCUCCACCCAGCGAAGAGGACUCGGGCGAAGCUUCCUCUCAGAACUCUGGGUCCAGCCAUGAAAAGCGAGGGGGUCCCAGGAAGCGGAAGGCGCCCCAGCCUCCGGCCAACAUCCCCAUGCCGGACGAUCGAGAAGCCUACGAGGAGAUCGUGCGGCUGCGGCAGGAGAGGGGCCACCUCCUGCAGAAGAUCCGGGGCCUGGAGCAACACAAGGAACGAAGGAAACACGAGCCGCAGGAGGCGGAGGCCACCUCGGUGCACGGCCUGGAGAGACAGGUUCAGGAGCUGCAGCAGCUGCUGGCGGAGAAGCAGGAGGAGAAGGAGAGCCUGGGACGGGAGGUAGAAAGUUUGCAGAGCCGGCUGUCCCUGCUGGAGAGCGAGCGGGAGAACACCAGCUAUGACGUGGCCACACUGCAGGACGAGGAGGGGGAGCUGCCUGAUUUUCCAGGGGCCGAGAUGCCCCUUUCCAGGCAGCUCAGCCCCUCAGCCCAGGAGCGCUUCGCUUCGCUGCAGGAGCAAGUUGCUGAGCUCACCAGGCAGAACCAGGAGCUGCUAGAGAAGGUCCAGAUCCUGGAGAACUUCCAGGAGGAAGACGCACAGGUGGCAGGGGAUGGCCUGUCGGAGGUCAUCCCUCUGGUCCUCUACGACUCUCUCCGGGCUGAGUUUGAGCAGCUCCGGAGGCAGCACGCCGAGGCCCUGAGAGCACUGGAGCGGCAGGAGGCCUGGGAGGAGCCCAGGCAAGAAGAGGACAAAGACGUGAGGGCCUCGGCCACCCAAAACAGGCCACCAGGCCCGCAGCUAAAUGGCACCGCGGUUCCAGAAGCCAGGAUUGGCGGAGCUGAGAGCGCAGAUGAGGACGCUGCAGCGGGGGAAACAGCACCUGAACAACAGGAGGUCACGGGGACUGAGGGGGCAGGAGCCGAGGAUGGGGGAACCGAAGCGGAAGGGACCGAGGCCAUCGAAGUGGAGGCUGGAGACGAAGGAGAAAAUAUGGAAACUGAGACCACAGGAGAUGCAGCCACGGCCUCAGAGGCCACAGGUUCAGAGGCCACAGCCACGGCCUCAGAGGCCACAGGUUCGGAGGCCACGAGGACGGAACCAGAAACGAAGACCAAAGCAGCUGGUGCCAGGGAAGUGGAGCUCUCUGCGAGCACAGAGGCCACGGGAUCUCAGGCCACCGAUGGAGAGGCCACGGCCGCAAGGGUCCCUGCUGGGCCCAUCCUGCACCCGGGGGCUGCGGAGGCCUCUGAGAAGCUGCAGUCCGAGCUGGAGACCAGGAUCCAAUCAUAUUUCAUCUAUUUCUUCGUGGUAUCCACAUAUUUAUAUUAUCCCCAUUUUAAUACAGAGAAAAUGUGGCCCAGAGAGGUUAAUUCAUUUGCCCAAGGACACACAGCUCAUAGGUCAAAGUUGCAUGGCACAGUCAGAAUGUUUGUAGAAACAAAGCGAACCCAGAACCCUGAUGGACCUGGGCUGGAAUGUCCUCAGGACAAGGAUCAAAAGGACUCUGGGUCCAAGCAUCUUGGGGGGCCACGUGUCCUGAUCAUCCCGUGUGGACUUGGGCCUCAGGUGCAGCGGGAGGCUCUGUUCAUGAAGAGUGAACGGCAUGCGGCUGAGGCCCAGCUGGCCACGGCUGAGCAGCAGCUGCGGGGGCUCCGAACUGAGGCGGAAAGGGCACGCCAGGCCCAGAGCCGUGCCCAGGAAGCCCUGGACAAAGCCAAGGAGAAGGACAAGAAGAUAACAGAACUGUCCAAAGAAGUCUUCAGUCUGAAAGAGGCCUUGAAAGAGCAGCCGGCCGCCCCUGCGAGCCCCGAGGUGGAGGCCCUCCGUGGCCAGGUGAAGGCUCUGCAGCGGCAGAUGGAGGACGCCGCCAGGGACCACUGUGCCGUGGUGACUUUGUACAGGAGCCACCUGCUCUACGCCAUCCAGGGUCAGAUGGAUGAGGACGUGCAGCAGAUUCUCACCCAGAUCUUGCAGAUGCAGAGGCUGCAGGCUCAGGGCCGCUGAGGGCUGGUUUCUCCCGGUCCCGUGGGGUCACUGUGCCUGUGGGCAUUUGGGGACCAGCCUGGGUCCCUCCCUAGCUGGCAGCAUCGCCACCUGCGGUCCCCACACACACUGAACAGGCUGGCGCCCCCUCCCUCCCCACCGGACAAACUGUGAGUCACCAGCUCCUGCACUUGUCGAGUUCUGGACACUAAGCCAGGAAUAAACCAUACCGUGCACAGGACAAAGGGAAUUCCGCACCUGAAGCCCGUGGCCAGGGAGGGGACUGGGAACAGCUCUGCCCUCUGAGCAGCCUCCAGCAGCC
Fukomys damarensis (Damara mole-rat) is the source of this 3153-nucleotide messenger RNA. It is a transcript of the gene Ankrd24, whose product is annotated as ankyrin repeat domain 24. NCBI's taxonomy places the organism in Eukaryota, Metazoa, Chordata, Mammalia, Rodentia, Bathyergidae. Gene Ontology annotation, molecular function: actin binding. Bases 6 to 2852 code for a protein of 948 amino acids. The record is from RefSeq and is a predicted model, not a curated record. The transcript is spliced from 22 exons.